AUGCGUUCCACUUUCGCAGCAGCCGCUGUGCUAGCCAGCACUGCGUCUGGGCAAUUGUACCCUGACCAGAGUCCCUACAAUCAUACCUGCGAGCUUCAGAACCCUCUGCUCUCCUGCCCGCCACAGAAUUCUUCGCUCGUGGAUUCAUGCUGCGUUGAGACCUUUGGUGGACUUGUGCUCUCCACUCAAUUCUGGAGUACAUACACCGGGGGCGAGCAAGCUGGUCAACUAUUGCCUCAAGACACAUGGACGCUCCACGGUCUUUGGCCAGACUUCUGCUCAGGAUUGUAUACUUCCUACUGUGAUCUAACUCGCCAAUAUGAUCCAAUUCCAUCGCCUAACACUACCACCGGAAAGCCCGAUGGUGUUCCCGUUCCAGCUUACAACGGCUCAAACAUCGGCACUUUCCUCGAGCCAUUCGGCAAGUACGACUUGCUUGAGUACAUGAAUAACUAUUGGAUCGCGCAGAACCAAGACAACGCUGGAUUCUGGGGCCACGAGUUCUCUAAGCACGCUACGUGCUUCUCGACCUUCAACGUCCCGUGCUAUGGUCCGCAGUACCGCAAGCACGAGGAAGUUGUUGAUUUCUUCGAGACCGCUAUCCAAUACUACAAGCGCUUCCCUACUUUCGACUGGUUGGAGGAGGUUGACAUCACGCCGUCCAACUGCACCACCUACUCGUAUGAGGCCAUCCGCGACCCUCUUGUGGAGCAGCAUGGUGGACUGCCGUUCAUUGGCUGCACUGGGCCUCGCUACAACACCACCGAGGCAGGAAAGAACAGCACAGACAAUGGAUACACUGUCCUUUCUGAGGUGUGGUAUUACGAAUAUGUGUAUGGACGGCCCCAAGAGAUGAACACGAUCCCCGUAAAUGCAUCAGCGACUUACUACACGAACUGUGCAAAGGCCGAGGGCGCGAUCCACUACCCCGAGCGAACUAAUGGCUCCGUCAGGGUGCCUACCCUCCCUUACUAG
Didymosphaeria variabile is the source of this 975-nucleotide messenger RNA. RefSeq lists its product as uncharacterized. Gene Ontology annotation, cellular component: extracellular region. The transcript is spliced from 3 exons. Gene Ontology annotation, molecular function: RNA binding; ribonuclease T2 activity. Bases 1 to 975 code for a protein of 324 amino acids. Gene Ontology annotation, biological process: RNA catabolic process. NCBI's taxonomy places the organism in Eukaryota, Fungi, Ascomycota, Dothideomycetes, Pleosporales, Didymosphaeriaceae. The record is from RefSeq and is a predicted model, not a curated record.